GUGGUAAGCAUCGUGUAAAGAUUGUUCUUUCGGUUGUACAGAAGACGACAUGAGUAAAAUCGGAAUCAACGGAUUCGGCCGUAUUGGCCGUCUUGUGCUCAGGGCCUCCCUUGAGCGUGGUGGCCAGGUUGUUGCCAUCAAUGAUCCUUUCAUUGGUUUGGACUACAUGGUAUAUAUGUUUAAAUAUGAUUCUACUCAUGGAAGAUUUAAAGGAGAAGUCAAAGCUGAUAAUGGUUGCCUAGUUGUCAAUGGUAAUAAAAUUGCUGUGUACAGCGAGCGUGAUCCAAAAGCUAUUCCAUGGGGAAAAGCUGGAGCCGAAUAUGUUGUAGAGUCAACUGGUGUCUUUACUACAAUUGAAAAGGCAUCUGCUCAUUUGGAAGGAGGUGCUAAGAAAGUUAUCAUUUCUGCACCAUCAGCCGAUGCACCUAUGUUUGUUGUAGGUGUUAAUUUGGAUGCUUAUGAUCCAAGUUAUAAAGUUAUCUCCAAUGCUUCCUGCACAACCAAUUGUUUAGCUCCUCUUGCUAAAGUUGUUCAUGAUAACUUUGAAAUCAUUGAGGGUCUUAUGACUACAGUACAUGCUAUCACUGCUACCCAAAAAACUGUUGAUGGACCUUCUGGAAAAGUACAUCAAACUUUUUCUAAUAAUAUUUUUCUUUAUGUUAUAAUCAGUGUUUCAAUUUCAUCAUGUUUAAUGCUUCUUGUGUUAUUUUGUAAUAGUUGUGGCGCGAUGGUCAUGGCAUUCCGUGUACCAGUACAUAAUGUAUCGGUUGUUGACUUAACAGUUCGACUUGCUAAACCUGCAAGUUAUGACGCCAUUAAAGCUAAAAUAAAGGAAGCUGCUGAGGGACCUUUGAAAGGAAUUUUAGGAUAUACAGAGGAUGAUGUAGUAUCUUCCGAUUUCAUUGGUGACAACCACUCCAGUAUUUUUGAUGCUAAAGCCGGUAUACCCUUAAACGAUAACUUUGUUAAGUUAAUAUCGUGGUAUGAUAAUGAAUAUGGUUAUUCUAACCGUGUGGUUGACCUCAUUAAGUACAUUCAAACAAAAGACAAAUAAGCUGUUUCGCAUGUCUAUAUGUAACAUCUUUAUAAACGUUGCUAUAUAAUAAUGUUUAUUAUAUUAGCAUAUCGUUAUUGAAUGGAUCUUUCAAAAUGAAUAAUGUUACAUGUAGCCAGUAGAGUUCCCAAUUAAAAAUUGGAAAUAUGAAAUUGAGGGUAUUUUAGCAUACUGUUUCACUCGCACAGAAGGUAGAAUUGUAACUUACCGAUCAUUCAAAUAAAAUAUCAGAAUGCAGGUU
Messenger RNA from Habropoda laboriosa, 1295 nucleotides. Its product is annotated as glyceraldehyde-3-phosphate dehydrogenase 2-like. NCBI's taxonomy places the organism in Eukaryota, Metazoa, Arthropoda, Insecta, Hymenoptera, Apidae. Gene Ontology annotation, molecular function: NAD binding; oxidoreductase activity, acting on the aldehyde or oxo group of donors, NAD or NADP as acceptor. The transcript has 4 exons. The record is from RefSeq and is a predicted model, not a curated record. Bases 50 to 1054 code for a protein of 334 amino acids.